UUUCAGACCAUGCUGAAGUCUAAAUUGAAUGUCCUCACACUGAAAAAGGAACCUCUCCCAGCAGUCAUCUUCCAUGAGCCAGAGGCCAUCGAACUGUGCACCACCACACCACUGAUGAAGACAAGGACUCACAGUGGCUGCAAGGUCACCUAUCUGGGGAAAGUAUCUACCACGGGCAUGCAGUUUUUGUCGGGGUGCACAGAGAAGCCAGUCAUUGAGCUCUGGAAGAAGCACACACUUGCUCGAGAGGACGUCUUUCCAGCUAAUGCUCUUUUGGAAAUCCGCCCAUUUCAAGUGUGGCUGCAUCACCUUGACCACAAGGGUGAGGCCACAGUCCACAUGGAUACCUUUCAGGUGGCCCGCAUUGCCUACUGCACAGCUGACCACAACGUGAGCCCCAACAUCUUUGCCUGGGUUUACAGGGAGAUCAAUGAUGACCUGUCCUACCAGAUGGACUGCCAUGCUGUGGAGUGCGAGAGCAAGCUCGAGGCCAAGAAGCUGGCCCAUGCUAUGAUGGAGGCCUUCAAGAAGACUUUCCACAGUAUGAAGAGUGAUGGGCGGAUCCACAGGAACAGCUCAUCUGAAGAGGUUUCCCAGGAAUUGGAAUCUGAUGAUGGCUGAAUGAAUUUGAGAUGUUCCAGCAAAGGCAGCAACGGUCAAGUUCCAGAUAAUAGAUGAAUACACAAUGAUUCAAAUUUGGGAUGAAAAGACUGCCAAACUAUUGGCUGAUCAUGCUUCUUAAAUUCAGAAGAGCAAUUCUAAAUCUAAAGAAAUGUAUCAUUAAAGUAAUUACGUGACAUUGAAAUCUGCUGCUGCUGUGACUGUGAGGAGGGUGGGAGUGCGGAUGGGGAAGAAGGCUGUAGACUCUCAUCUUGUUCUUUUGUCUCAUAUUCCAACACCUUCUUGUGGGAGAGCUCCAUGCCAGUUUUCACCCCUCUCAGGCAUGUACUCUGUGGGUAUAAUUUGAGGGACCAUUUCAAUCUGCCUUAUGAAAUCCAACACAAAUGUCUGAGGCACCUGUGGGAUCCCUAGGAGGGUGGCUGGUGCAGUGCCGAUGCUGGGGUGGAGGCCACAGUGUGGAAGGAACACUUCAGGGUGACAAGAGCUGCUCUCCCAUGGCAUGUUGUAGACUCCCUCGGUAUGCAAAUCAGCACGGCCUUUAUUGAGCUUUACAACUAACAACCUGAUAGUUGGCAGUUAGAUAGCAGUUAAAGAUAAUGCUUUUAUUUACAUGAAUAUAUCAAGUAGUACCCUCUUAUUGUAUUCACUUCAUCUAUUUUCUUAGAAUACUUGCAACUACUAAUGAUCUCUUCCCUCCUCCUGCACCAUCCAGUCUCUUUCCCCUUCCAGUUACCCAAGAGAUAUGGAUUCACACCACUGGACACCAAAAGGGAAGAACAUAACCAAGCAAAUGAAAUAAACAAUAAACAAACCAACCAGGACUUUCAAACAACAAAAACCCCAGAAAAAGGGAAUGAGAAACAAACUGUAUGGAGGUUGUCCUUUUUUCCAGCCCUAAUUUUUGGUAACUUACUUGGUUGAUGGUCCUGUUGGAUGACCCCUCCAUAGUGAACUUCAGAUGCCAAGGAGUCCUUGCCCCCAUCACUCAGCACUGCACUCAAAUAGGGAAUGAAUUAGAUACACUCGGCUUAUCUAGAAAACCCAUGCCCAUCUUAACCUAAAGGGAACUCUUGUUACCUUAAAGUUGGUGACAUCUUAGAGUUAUUAGUGUUCAUUGUUUCUAAUGAGAAGUUCUCACUAAGAUAGCCUGAGAUUUUUCAGUUUCACAAAUCUUUAAAGACCAUUGAGUCAACAUGGAAUGAAAUUCAAAUUAUUUCAGGCUGAGAGCAAAUGAUUACUCUAUAAGUUUCUUUUUGUUCUUGGUAAUAUUAGGGGCACUGAGGCACCUUAGAAGCCUUAAAUGAGAGCUAAUCUAAUGCAGAGAGUAAUGGUGUCAGUAUUUUGGUCUGUGUACCUGUGUGUCCAUGUAUGCAUUUGUGUGUGUGUCUGUAUGUCCCCCAUAUGUGGGUCCAGUUUUCAGGCAUGUACAAUAAGCAUGGAGUCAUACUGAGGAGGACUCAUCUCCUGAAGAUGUGCUUGUUGCUUUAUGACAUAUGUAAACUAUUCUUUAGCAUAAAUGCUUUCACUCCUUAAUAAAAAUAUG
Molecule: messenger RNA, 2164 nt
Organism: Castor canadensis (American beaver)
Lineage: Eukaryota; Metazoa; Chordata; Mammalia; Rodentia; Castoridae
Source: RefSeq, a predicted model, not a curated record